CUUUUCCAUACGCUCGCUAUUUGCAGACGCAAUCAAUUUUUCAUUUUUUUUAAAUUUUGCCACCCUUACCUAUUCCUAUCUUUGAUAUUUCUCAAUCACCAAACUCAUGGAAUUACGAUCAGGAAGGCUGCUUGAAUCAAGAAAAUUUGUAGAUAGUCGACCUCGAAAACGCUGCCGCACGUCAUACUCUAACGAUCCUCUCAAUGACGAUUGCCUCUUGCUCAUUUUCCAGGCAAUGGAACACACCCCGACCACGUUGUGUACACUCCGACUGGUGUGUCGCCGUUGGACAAGACUAGUGGAAGCUGCUUGUGUAUGGAAAACCAUAGUGCUUGAUAGACAACAGCUGGGAACUCAAUACCAGAAAUUUAUGGGCAGCCGCCUUGUUCAAAUUCACCGACAACAUGUUCAACGCCUGACUCUGCGUAGCGCCAUCAAGCAUUAUGCAUUAAAUUUUGCAUCACUUAGCAUAUUUUCAUCGCUAACCUGCCUGAAUACCUCCAAUAUGUCGUUUCCCGAAAUACAAAGUCUGUUGUCACAGCUGCAUAAUCUGGAGGUAAUCAAUUGCCAGCAAGUUCGACACCAUUGUGACGGCCCUAAUUUCUCUUUGGAACGGUUCUCUCAUUUACGAAGGUUGCGGGAACUUCGACUAUGUCAUGCAGGGAUAUCGGGAUUUGACCAUCACAAAUAUUACAAUGUAUACGGACCUCCACGGUGGCUGUCACCAACUCUCAAAGUACUUUCAAUAAAGCACCUAAUUGACGAAGAAGAACUGGAAUACACUGACCCUGCCAAAGAUGAGCUGGACUGGUUAGCUCGAGAAACUCGAGUCGUGGCUAAAUAUCGUUACUUGAGUCAAUUGCCGAACAUAACCUCAUUGACGUUUGGUUUUUGCAGCUCUUGGUCUGCACGAGUAUGGAGUGAAUGUCUGCAUGGCUCGUGUCCAUUGCUUGAGGACCUACAUCUUAUUGGGUGGUCUGGAGAUAAGACCCAUAUGGAAUGGUCGGAUCGAAUGAAAACUGUUUGGUUGGAUGCUGAACGUUCCAUGAGCACCUGGCUAAAGCAAUUGACAAGUCUCAAGCGUUUGGAAUUGACGAACUUCUUUGCCGGCUAUGGAGUGAUAAAUGGCAUUAAAGAUCUUGAUAUUGAUAGCCUCACUGUCACCUUUCAGACUGAUGUGUCACACAUGCUUAAAGAUUGGACAUCUGGAAAACUCGGGGGGAAACUGGAGGAUCUCAUUACCAGCGCAUUUGGAGGACAUCAGACAAAGCAUCCACGGACACUUACGAUUGUACUACCAGUUUAUAGUGACAUGCGAUCUCGAGAGUGGGCAAAAGAGAUUAAACGAAAGGCAUUACAAGAAGUCAAGUACGAUAUAGAUAUCAGAAUUCAUUUUACCGGGAUCCUAAUGUUUGAUACUCAAUGACCCGCCCGCCCUCGGUAGCCUGCCUAUUUAUAUCAGCAACAUUGGCAAAAAGUUGAAACGGCCUAAUGGAAUGGAUUUAUGAAAAUAUGAUCCUGUUCUUCUAUGUAUAGCUCUCCUCUGUAUUUUUUUCUACUCUUGUAUAUUCUUACACCCCUUCAGUACAAUACGAUCAUUUUGAGGAUAUGCUGCAUGGCAGCAUACUCUUUCUUUUGACUCUGUCAAUACCAAUUGAUGAAAGAUUCC
Umbelopsis ramanniana AG is the source of this 1669-nucleotide messenger RNA. RefSeq lists its product as uncharacterized. Bases 107 to 1426 code for a protein of 439 amino acids. The transcript has 2 exons. Gene Ontology annotation, molecular function: protein binding. The record is from RefSeq and is a predicted model, not a curated record. Lineage: Eukaryota; Fungi; Mucoromycota; Umbelopsidomycetes; Umbelopsidales; Umbelopsidaceae.